Messenger RNA from Salvelinus namaycush (lake trout), 1719 nucleotides. Its product is annotated as FERM domain-containing protein 5-like. The transcript is spliced from 14 exons. Bases 1 to 1719 code for a protein of 572 amino acids. Gene Ontology annotation, cellular component: cytoskeleton. The record is from RefSeq and is a predicted model, not a curated record. NCBI's taxonomy places the organism in Eukaryota, Metazoa, Chordata, Actinopteri, Salmoniformes, Salmonidae.
AUGUUGAGCCGAAUAAUGAGUGGCAGUAUCCGGAAUCUAGAUAGAGAAUACGACUGCACCGUCAGACUCCUGGAUGAUACGGAAUAUACCUGCACAAUUCAGCGGGAUGCUAAAGGACAGUAUCUGUUCGACCUCAUCUGCCACCACCUGAACCUACUGGAGAAGGACUACUUUGGCAUCAGAUAUGUGGACCCAGACAAGCAGCGGCAUUGGUUGGAGGUCACAAAGUGUAUUGCCAAGCAGAUGAAAUCCCAGCCUCCGUUCACCAUGUGUCUCAGAGUCAAGUUUUACCCCCCUGAUCCCGCUGCUCUCAAAGAGGAAAUAACCAGAUAUUUAGUCUUCCUGCAAAUCAAGAGAGAUCUGUACCAUGGCCGCCUCCUGUGUAAGACAUCGGAUGCUGCAAUGCUGGCUGCCUUCAUCCUGCAAGCUGAGAUUGGGGACUAUGACCCUGGGAAACAUCCUGAAGGAUACAGCUCUAAAUUCCAGUUCUUUCCAAAACAUUCAGAGAAGCUGGAGAGACGAAUCUCAGAUAUACACAAGACAGAAUUGAUUGGCCAGACACCUGAAACAUCAGAGCUGAACUUCCUCCAGAAAGCCCAGAUGCUGGAGACAUAUGGUGUGGAUCCUCAUCCAUGCAAGGAUGUAUCUGGAAAUCCAGCCUUUCUUGCCUUCACCCCGUUUGGAUUUGUCGUGCUUCAGGGAAAUAAGAGGGUUCAUUUCCUCAAGUGGAAUGAGGUGACUAAACUGAAGUUCGAGGGAAAGAUAUUCCAUAUAUAUGCAAAUCAGAAGGAGGACAAAAAGAUCAUCUUGACAUACUUUGCACCAACACCAGAGGCCUGCAAGCACCUGUGGAAAUGUGGAGUGGAGAACCAAGCCUUCUACAAGCUGGAGAAGUCGAGUCAGGUGCGGACAGUGUCCAGCAGCAACCUGUUCUUCAAGGGGAGUCGUUUCCGCUACAGUGGACGAGUAGCGAAAGAAGUGAUGGAGCAGAGUGCCAAAAUCAAACGAGAGCCUCCAGAAAUACACAGGGCUGGCCUGGUUCCCAGUAGAAGCUGUCCGUCCAUAACUCAUGGCCCGCGCCUCACCAGUGUUCCACGCACCCGCCGGAGAGCUGUCCACAUAUCCAUCAUGGAGGGUCUGGAGUCGUUGCGUGACAGUGCCCACUCUACGCCUGUGCGCUCUGUGUCCCAUGGGGACUCCUUCAUGCCGCGCUCCCGCAGCCUGGCCACGAACGCCAGCGAGGGCUCUGCGGUGAUCUCUGACGAGGCCUACAGCCCCUCUGACAGUGUGCUGCCCACCCCCGUGGCGGAGCACAGCCUGGAGUUGGCCGUGGCACGCCAGGUCAAUGGAACCCCCUGCAGCAUCGAGGAGGAGAAGGAGUCGGAGGCGGGCACCCCCUCUGUGGGGGAGGCAGGCGACUUGACAGACAGUAGAGCGGCGGUAGAGGGUGCAGGGGGUGCCUCGUCGCUCAGCGAAGUGGAACAGGUGAAUAAGUUUGUUUUAAGUGUCCUCCGUUUGCUCCUUGUGACCAUUGGACUCCUCUUUGUCUUGCUCCUCCUCCUCAUCGUCCUCACCGAAUCCGACCUUGACGUUGCAUUUUUACGUGAUAUCCGCCAGACCCCCGAAUUUGAGCAGUUCCAUUACGAAUACUUUUGUCCCCUCAGGCGGUGGUUUGCCUGCAAGCUCCGCUGGGCGGGCAGUUUGCUCAUUAACAAAUGA